AUGAGGGGAGCCUUGGAGAAACUGUCUUCACAUGAGUUGAACGACACAUUUCCAAAAUGGUUAGGAACUCUGCCGAAUUUGAAACUUCUAAUCUUGAGAUCAAAUAAGUUGCAUGGUCCUAUCAAAGCUUCAAAGAACAAAAAGUUGUUUGCGCAACUUCAAAUUAUGGAUCUCUCAUCUAAUGUGUUUACUGGGAAUUUACCAACAAGUCUUUUUGAGAAUUUCCAAGCCAUGAAGAUAAUCGAUGAGAACGUGAGAGACCCUUGUGAAGGUUUGAUUCCAAGUAUUAUUGGAGAUCACGCUGCACUCCGCACGUUGAACGUAUCUCAUAAUCACUUGGAAGGUCGUAUACCAGCAUCACUGCACCAGCUAUCUGUACUUGAAUCAUUGAAUCUCUCAUUUAACAAAAUAGGUGGAGGGAUACCUCAAGAACUUGCAUUUCUCACAUCACUUGAAGUUCUAAAUCUCUCUCACAGUCAUCUCAUUGGAUGCAUCCCCAAAGGAAAACAAUUUGAUACGUUUGAGAAGAGUUCAUACCAAGGGAACAAUGGAUUACAUGGAUUUCCACUAAGUAAAGAUUGUGGAGGUGAUGAUGGCGUACCACAAAAGAUAACUCCAGUUGAACUGGACGAAGAAGCCGAAGAAGAAGAAGAAGACGAAGAAGAAGAAGCCGAAGAAGAAGAAGAAGAAGAUGAUUCACCAAUGAUCAGUUGGCAAGUGGUUCUCAUUGGUUAUGGUUGUGGAUUUAUCAGUGUACUGGCCAUAAUAUACAUAAUGUUGUCAACACAAACUCCAGCAUGGUUUUCAAGGAUGGUUGACGAAUUGGAAUACAAAAUUAUUACGAGAAUGCAAAAGCACAAGAAAAGAUAUUAGUGCAUGACCGCUAGGCAUUCAACUUGAUCAUUAUGCAAAUUGUUUUGAUUUGACUUAGCUAUCAGCAUUUUCAUUUGAUCAUCACUUGUCAUGCUACCAAUUUACAUAUGCGCGAGAGAAGAAGGCAUUUUCUUAAAUCUUUUUGUCGACUUAUUGCUAAGCGUAAACCAUUCCACUAUGUGUCUAACUUUAAUUCUUUUUUUUUUUUCUUUUUGGAAACUGCAGGUUCCAAGUCUACUGAGUAGAUGGAAUGCAAAUACAAGCUUUUAUUUUCAUAGUUUCUGAUGUUUCAACUUAGAUUUUUACUACUACCUGUUAUUGUAUUAUCUUUGUUUUUGUUUUUCUGAUUGUUGCUACUGCCUUAUUUUACAUUUUUCCUUGAGUCGAGGAUCUAUUGGAAACAGCCUCUCUACCUUCAGGGUAGGGUAAGGUCUGCGUACGCACGAUCCUCUCUAGACCCAACCAUAGGAUUACACUGGAUUUCUUCUUGUUAGUAUCUGAUGUAUCAUGAAGUGUUUGUUAGCCUAUGAAGAACGUCACGAGUUUUCUUCCUUUGUGACCCAACCAAAUUUUCUUUUUAUUUGUUAAUAUGUAGAAAUAAAUUCAGUCUAAUAAAUUCAGCAUAUUACUGAUAAACAGAAAUUUGGACAGAAUUUGAAUCCUCAGAUCAUUCAAUCAAUUUCCUAACAAAACCUACAGCUUCUCAUAUCGUCAUCAAACUACUUGAAUUGGACGAACUGCGCCAUCCUGGAUAUCCUCACUUCCAUCACUAAGCUUUGAGGACUAUAACGAUGUGUUUCAUCUUCAUUGAAAAAUAGCAUUAAAUUUAUACUCCAAGAAGACAAGAACAACAGACUCACACUCACCUAGUUGGACUUCAUGAAUCAGUGGUAUAUGAAGAACAUGAUGCCACGUCUCGGCUCCUGCACUGUCUUCUAUCAGUCGGUACAUUCUCGUGGGAAAUUGGCUAACGCUGGCGCGCACUAUGUAAGGUGCUGUAUUCAUAGUAGCUAUACAUCCCAACCUUAA
Molecule: messenger RNA, 1902 nt
Organism: Capsicum annuum
Lineage: Eukaryota; Viridiplantae; Streptophyta; Magnoliopsida; Solanales; Solanaceae
Product: receptor-like protein 9DC3
Exons: 3
Coding region: 1-873 (290 amino acids)
Molecular function (GO): protein binding
Source: RefSeq, a predicted model, not a curated record